This is a messenger RNA of Arabidopsis thaliana (thale cress), 1975 nucleotides long. Its product is annotated as basic helix-loop-helix (bHLH) DNA-binding superfamily protein. Gene Ontology annotation, molecular function: protein dimerization activity. The transcript has 6 exons. Lineage: Eukaryota; Viridiplantae; Streptophyta; Magnoliopsida; Brassicales; Brassicaceae. Gene Ontology annotation, biological process: regulation of DNA-templated transcription. Gene Ontology annotation, cellular component: nucleus. The record is from RefSeq and is marked reviewed. The coding region runs from base 584 to 1723 and encodes 379 amino acids.
AUCAAAAUACUUCAAAAAUUUACUAAUUACAAAAUUAAGGAGUGAUAAAAAAAGUUUAUAAUCAGAGAUAAAAAGUCACCGGUUAAAGCCCAAAAGGCCCAAGUAAUAUCCAUUGGGAUCCAGCAAAAUAUAUAACAAAAGAACCGUACCGUACCUACAAUAACCAAAAUUGGUUUUCUCUUUCUUUUGUCUAACAGUGGCCUUUAUUUAACAGACGCACUCCACUGCUAACGUUGCUUUCGUCCUACUCUUCUUCUGGUGUAAAAGCUUUUCUUCCACACACAUUUGAGAAAGAAGACGAAGAAGAAGAGAGAAUAACUAUUCCUUCUUCGCCAAGUUCUCUGAGCUAUAGAAGAAGGAGGGAUUUCUUCAGACCGCCAUUGUUGCCCACCUUCUCUCCUUUCUAUUUUUCGCCGCAUUUUACUCGCUUACUGACAAAAGUCUUCUACUCAAGUCUCUCUCUCGCUCUCUUUGGAGGCUCAAUUAGGGUUUUGUUGUCGUGAGAUUUGAUUACACAAAUUGCUGAAUUUGGUUUCGAUUAUUGGUGUUAUUGUUUUCGAAGAUUUCCAGUGAGUUUCCGUUUAUGGAUCUGACUGGAGGAUUUGGAGCUAGAUCCGGCGGUGUUGGACCGUGCCGGGAACCAAUAGGCCUUGAAUCGCUACAUCUCGGUGACGAAUUUCGGCAACUAGUGACGACUUUACCUCCCGAGAACCCCGGCGGUUCGUUCACGGCUUUGCUUGAGCUUCCACCUACACAAGCAGUGGAGCUUCUCCAUUUCACUGAUUCUUCGUCUUCUCAACAAGCGGCAGUGACAGGGAUCGGUGGAGAGAUUCCUCCGCCGCUUCACUCUUUCGGUGGGACAUUGGCUUUUCCUUCUAACUCAGUUCUCAUGGAGCGAGCAGCUCGUUUCUCGGUGAUUGCCACUGAGCAACAAAACGGAAAUAUCUCCGGGGAGACUCCGACGAGCUCUGUACCUUCCAAUUCAAGUGCUAAUCUCGACAGAGUCAAGACGGAGCCUGCUGAGACCGAUUCAUCUCAGCGGUUGAUUUCUGAUUCAGCGAUUGAGAAUCAAAUCCCUUGCCCUAACCAGAACAAUCGAAAUGGGAAGAGGAAAGAUUUCGAAAAGAAGGGUAAAAGCUCGACGAAGAAGAACAAAAGCUCUGAAGAGAACGAGAAGCUGCCAUAUGUUCACGUUAGAGCUCGUCGUGGUCAAGCAACCGAUAGCCAUAGCUUAGCAGAACGAGCAAGAAGAGAGAAGAUAAAUGCACGAAUGAAGCUGUUACAGGAACUGGUCCCAGGCUGUGAUAAGAUUCAAGGUACCGCGCUGGUGCUGGAUGAAAUCAUUAACCAUGUCCAGUCAUUACAACGUCAAGUGGAGAUGCUAUCAAUGAGACUUGCUGCGGUAAACCCCAGAAUCGACUUCAAUCUCGACACCAUAUUGGCUUCAGAAAACGGUUCUUUAAUGGAUGGGAGCUUCAAUGCCGCACCAAUGCAGCUUGCUUGGCCUCAGCAAGCCAUUGAGACCGAACAGUCCUUUCAUCACCGGCAACUGCAACAACCACCAACACAACAAUGGCCUUUUGACGGCUUGAACCAGCCGGUAUGGGGAAGAGAAGAGGAUCAAGCUCAUGGCAAUGAUAACAGCAAUUUGAUGGCAGUUUCUGAAAAUGUAAUGGUGGCUUCUGCUAAUUUGCACCCAAAUCAGGUCAAAAUGGAGCUGUAAGUUGGGAAAACGGUAGAGAUCAUGAAUGUGUAUAUACAUCGUAUAAGCUCGUUUCUCUCUAUAUAAAUAUAAUCAUAAAUAUAGAUAUCUGUUAAGAAGGUAUCAGUCAUUUGAUUCAGAGAGACAACACUGGUAUGAUUGUUUCUUAUUCUUGUACCAGAUUUCGACAAUGUAGAAUUUAGUAGGAUAUGAUCAUUUUGAUCUCGUUAUAUAUAUCUUACUAAUAAUAAAUAGAGAUAAAAAAAUUCUAUU